GCGUUUGUUGUUUGGGGUGGAAGGACUUUACACAGAGAGCAUCCACACACAUGGCACAGCUGCCGCUUGUGUUGUCGCUUGGUGGUGUGCUGCGCACUGCGAGUGUUGUUGGCAGGAUGCGGCAGCAGCAGGCUGUCGUGUGGCCGCGAGAAGGCCGGUGGUCGUUCUUGUCGUCCUUUCAGCUGCGCUGGAUGAGUGCAGACAAGGGCAGCAAGCAGCGGAGCGGCGGCGACUACCUGUUUUACGGUCCCAUUCCACAAGAAGCACUCACAGCCACCUAUUCAAGGAGUGGCGGUGCUGGAGGCCAGCAUGUAAACAAAGUGAGCACAAAGGUGACACUACGCUUCAACGUCGACGAGGCUUACUGGCUAACGGAAGAAGCCAAAGCAGCCAUCAAGACGAACUUAUCAACGCGCAUGAAUAAGCAAGGUGAACUCGUCGUGCAGUGUCAGGACACACGAUCACAAAACCGGAACUACGAUCUGGCUGUUCAACGCAUGACCGAGAUGUGCGUGGAAGCGACCAAACAGGACAAGGAAGCAUCAGCCCAACAGCAGGCCAAAGUGAAAAAACUGAAGCGCCAGUUUAACGAGAGGCGACUGAAGGAAAAGAAGAAACAGAGCCAGAAGAAGGCCGAUCGCAAAGGAUCGCUCGACUUUUAACGAAGCGGCACUGCACUCACAGUGGUGGCGUGAACAACCAAGCAAACGCACAGCAGGCAACGCACUUCAUCGCGAACAUGUGCGAGUGCGCUGGCCUGCCGUGGUUUCGAAUGUAAUGAACUGAACAGGAUGUUUCGUGUUUGAAGCAGACAGGCCGACGUGGCGGCUAUCCAAAGUUGUGUGUGUGUGUGUGUGUGUGUGUGUGUGUGUGUGCGCGUAUGUGUAUGUGGGGGGGGGG
Molecule: messenger RNA, 900 nt
Organism: Salpingoeca rosetta
Lineage: Eukaryota; Choanoflagellata; Craspedida; Salpingoecidae
Exons: 6
Coding region: 51-662 (203 amino acids)
Biological process (GO): mitochondrial translational termination
Cellular component (GO): mitochondrial large ribosomal subunit
Molecular function (GO): translation release factor activity
Source: RefSeq, a predicted model, not a curated record